CAGCAGUCUACUUCAACUUCAGCCCUCAUUGACCGUGUCGCACAGGCAAGGUUUCCGCUUGUGAGGCGGCAGUCUCUACUAGAUGCUCUCAGCUUAUGUGCUCUUCAGCUUUCUGCUAUUUGGCAUCACCAUAAUCUUGCUCUAUGCUCGGAAAUCAAAUGAUGCACCAAGAACGCUUCUCGUUACCCUUGGGUCAGGUGGACAUACAGGAGAGAUGAUCAGUAUGCUCUCUACGCUCGAUACGAGACCUUUUGGGCGACUUGUCUUCUAUGUUUCGACAGGGGAUCGCUUAUCUUUGACUAAAGCCAAUGAACUAUCCCAGCAGCUCGGCGUCCAGCAAAUUGACAUCCGAGUGAUUCCGCGAGCUCGUCGUGUCAAGCAGUCAUUCUGGACAUCUCCAUUCACUUCCAUCAUAAGUCUCCUAUCAGCGUUCCUGUAUGUGGCGCAAGACAAGCCAGACCUGAUAUUAUCAAACGGACCAGGCACCUGCGUCAUCAUCAUUGCUGUUGCGCGGCUGUUUCGGUUGUUGGGCGUCCAGCAUGCGCGAGUCGUGUUUGUUGAAAGCUUUGCCAGAGUCCAUAAUCUGAGUCUCUCUGGGAAACUACUGCUCCAGCUGAGACUGGUCGACCGGUUCUUGAUGCAGUGGCCAACGGAUGUGCAAGUUCACCCUAAAGUAGAGAAUGUGGGCAGCUUGAUUUAAUGCUAGUUGACCUGAUGAUGCCAAUGU
This is a messenger RNA of Protomyces lactucae-debilis, 727 nucleotides long. Its product is annotated as oligosaccharide biosynthesis protein Alg14-like protein. Gene Ontology annotation, biological process: dolichol-linked oligosaccharide biosynthetic process. Gene Ontology annotation, cellular component: UDP-N-acetylglucosamine transferase complex. Bases 83 to 700 code for a protein of 205 amino acids. The record is from RefSeq and is a predicted model, not a curated record. Lineage: Eukaryota; Fungi; Ascomycota; Taphrinomycetes; Taphrinales; Protomycetaceae. The transcript has a single exon.